Centropristis striata (black sea bass) is the source of this 10130-nucleotide messenger RNA. It is a transcript of the gene apc2, whose product is annotated as APC regulator of WNT signaling pathway 2. Gene Ontology annotation, biological process: negative regulation of microtubule depolymerization; nervous system development; pattern specification process. NCBI's taxonomy places the organism in Eukaryota, Metazoa, Chordata, Actinopteri, Perciformes, Serranidae. The record is from RefSeq and is a predicted model, not a curated record. The transcript has 14 exons. Gene Ontology annotation, molecular function: beta-catenin binding; microtubule binding; gamma-catenin binding. The coding region runs from base 61 to 7614 and encodes 2517 amino acids. Gene Ontology annotation, cellular component: cytoplasmic microtubule; beta-catenin destruction complex; catenin complex.
UCUCCCUCAGUGAUCUUCAGCUCAGCUCGGAGUCAUGAGGGGGCGCUGCAGAGCGUGAAGAUGGCCAACGCCGUGGCUUCCUACGACCAGCUGGCCCACCAGGUGGAGGCGCUCCGUAAGGAGAACUCCCACCUGAGGAGGGAGCUGGAGGACAACUCCAACCACCUGAACAAGCUGGAGACAGAGACCACCGGCAUGAAGGAGGUGCUGAAGCAGCUGCAGAGUAAACUGGAGCAGGAGGCGGGAACGCUGGCGUCGUCAGGGAGGAGCGAUGUGCUGCACCAGCUCAAAGAGCUCCACAUGGAUCUCACCAACUACUACGAACUGAAGCACCAACCUCACAACCUGCGGCUGCUGACGGACAGCCUGGGAGGGGCGGGGCUAACGGGAGGGGCGGGGCCUGGUGGCGGCGGAGGGGCGGAGCUAGACGAGCGGCUGGCCCUGCCCCCCUCCUCCUGCUCCUCCUCCUCGGCGGUCAGCAGGGCGAGGAGUCCGCUGAGGUCUGCGUCCCGUCUGAGCGCCGCGUCCAGCGGCGACGUCUCCGCCGCCGUCAUGCUGCCGCAUCACUUCCUGGACGGAGCGCCGCCAAAGACGGCGGUGAUCAGCGGCGCCGACGGACGGAUGAGCGACCACCACCAGGAGGAGCUCUACAAGGAGAGGAACCUCCUGCUGGGGGAGAUCGACCGUGAGGAGCGGGAGCGCUGCUGGUACUUCAGCCAGCUGGAGGCUCUGACUCAGAGACUGGCUCAGCUGCCGCGCAUCGACACGUUCUCCCUGCAGAUGGAUCUGAUCCGGCAGCAGCUGGAGUUCGAGGCGCAGCAGGUUCGCUCCGUGAUGGAGGAACGCUUCGGUACCAGCGACGAGAUGGUGCAGAGGACGCAGAUGCGUGUGGCUCGUCUGGAGCAGCUGGAGAAAGAGCUGCAGGAGGCCCGAGGGAGUCAAGAGACACAACUACAGCUGUCUGGAGCGGAGAAGCCUCCUGCUGGAGAACCGGAGAACAACUCGUCAGCUGCUGCAGCAGGAACAGACGCUCCUGCAGACGGAGGCAGCAAGGUGGAGAUGGUGUUCUGGCUGCUGUCCAUGCUGGCUAACAGAGACAAGGAGGAGAUGUCCCGGACUCUGCUGGCUCUGUCCAGCUCUCAGGACAGCUGCAUCGCCAUGAGGAAAUCCGGCUGCGUCCCGCUGCUGGUCCAGAUCCUCCACGAGGCGCCUGGUGGCGGUGGCGGGGAGACGGCGGCGGGCGCUACGACCACGGGCUGCAGCCGAGAGGCCAAAUCCAGAGCCAGUGCCGCCCUGCACAACAUCAUCUACUCCCAGCAGGACGAGGGCCAGGCCCGCCGCGAGAUGAGGGUCCUGCACAUGCUGGAGCAGGUCCGCACCUACUGCGACAGCGGCUGGGACUGGAUCGAGAGCCACGCCGGGACGCCGUCCCCCGGAGGAACCAAAACCACCGACAUCCCCGAGCCGGUGGACCCUCAGAUCUGUCAGGCCAUGUGUGCCGUCAUGAAGCUUUCCUUUGAGGAGGAGUACCGGCGCGCCAUGAACGAACUAGGCGGUCUGCAGGUGGUGGCUGACCUCAUCCACCUGGACCAGGACAUGUACGGCAUGCAGAACGACCCCAUCAACAUGGCUCUGCGCCGCUACGCCGGCAUGGCCGUGACCAACCUCACCUUCGGAGACGUCGUCAACAAGGCCACUCUGUGCUCCAAGAAGAGCUGUCUGCAGGCUCUGGUGGCUCAGCUGGCCUCAGACAGCGAGGAGCUCCACCAGGUGGUCUCCAGCAUCCUGAGGAACCUGUCCUGGAGAGCCGACAUCAGCAGCAAGAAAGUCCUCCGAGACAUCGGCUGUGUGUCUGCUCUGAUGACCUGCGCCCUGCAGGCCACCAAGGAGUCGACCCUGAAGAGCCUCCUGAGCGCUCUGUGGAACCUGUCGGCUCACAGCAUCGACAACAAGGUGGCCAUCUGUUCGGUGGACGGCGCUCUGGGCUUCCUGGUCAGCACGCUGACCUACCGCUGCCAGACCAACUCGCUCGCCAUCAUCGAGAGCGGAGGAGGAAUCCUUCGCAACGUGUCGAGUCUGGUCGCCACACGGGAAGACUACAGGCAAAUCCUCAGGGACCACAACUGCCUCCAGACUCUGCUGCAGCACCUGCGCUCCCACAGCCUGACCAUAGUGAGCAAUGCCUGCGGGACCCUCUGGAACCUUUCUGCCCGAAGUCCGAAAGACCAGGAGCUGCUGUGGGACCUCGGAGCCGUUAGCAUGCUGCGCAACCUGAUCCACUCCAAGCACAAGAUGAUAGCCAUGGGCAGCGCAGCAGCUCUGAGGAACCUGCUCACCAAUCGACCCCUGAAAUACAAAGAUGCUGCUGUUGUUUCCCCUGGCUCCUGCAUGCCCUCACUCUACAUGAGGAAACAGAAGGCUCUGGAGGCGGAGCUGGACGCCAAACACCUCGCGGAGACUUUUGAUACCCUUGAGAAACAAAGCCCCAAGCACCUGACACUCAACAAGCCGCUGCGGCACAUUGAGAGUCUGGCCAAGGAUUACGCAUCCGAUUCCGGUUGUUUUGAUGAUGACGAGGCCCCCAACGUCUCCAGCAGCCUGGACACUGGGAGCUUCUCUAUGUUGUCCAUGUUCCUCACCAACUCUAACUUCCUGCAAAACCAGCCACGUAAGAGGGACAGCGAACCCGAGAGAGACGUCGACAUGCCUCAGAUGGCCGAGAAGAGACAUGCACCUUCUGACGAUGUGGUAUCUGCCGCUGCAGAGAAGCUAGCAAAGAAGAUCACCAACACCGUUGCUAAGAUCGACCGGUUAGUGGACGACAUCACCAUGCACACGUCCUCGGAGGACAGUUUCAGUCUGAGCUCUGAAGACCACCUGGCGGACUGGCCUUACGGGAUGGAUGAACUCAAUGAAGCCCGGGCAAAAUCCUGCUCGCCCUGCCGACUCUCUGAAACAAGCAGCUUGGCCCACAGGGAGCGCCUCAGCAGAGCCCACGCCCUACUGCGCCUCAAAACCGCCCAUACAAGUGUGUCAACGGACAGCCUGAACAGUGGAAGCACCAGUGAUGGAUACUGCGGCAGCAAAGAUCAGAUGCGACCCACUCCAAGAGCUCUAAUGAUGCAACAACGACCCAAUCAGCUCGAUCUCAAGGUGGCUCAUCAGGAUUAUCUUAACGGAGGACCUGCUGCCCUGAGUGAGACUAACCAGCAGGAUAUUCCAGAGAGAGAUUCUGUGGACAACCAAGAUGUGAGACCUCCAGAGCAGAGCAGCACAGAUGCAGAAAAGAACCAGGAUCAACCUGCGCAAACACCUGUCAGUGUAUCCACUAAAGUCUCCUCUGAUGUCAGCAUGACUUCAAUUAAACUGUCUCCUUCUUAUCAACAAGUCCCACUCAUUCAGAGUGUGGCCAAAUUCGGUGUAGCAAAGACGGCCAUCAAUGUCCAGGCUGCCCAAGCAAUGAGGAGGCAAGCAUGGGUACCAACUGUGAUGACCGGUGGCAGCAUUACAAAGUUUUCUCCAAUGACGUCCACCAGAAGCCCAACCAUCGGGUCGAUGGAGACGGUCCAGAAAUACUCAGUGGAGAACACGCCGAUUUGCUUCUCCCGCUGCAGCUCACUGUCCUCCCUCUCUUCAGGCGACGGGGCGCUUGAUGGACAAAGUGAGAAUGAGCUGGAGAGCGACUCCUCAUUGGAAAUAAUUGAAGUGGAGGAUGGAGAAGUGGUAAAGAGAGCUGAAGAGGAUGAAACCUUGGAGGAUCUGAGUGACAGCCAGCUGCUGAUGACCGACUCAAAAACCUUCCCCAGCAAAGAGACAAACCCGAUUGAGAUUCCUUGUCCUGCCAAAAGAGAAAAGGUGUUCCUUCGUGGAGCUUCACCAGCCAUACUGGAGGACAGAUCUCCAUCCAGUUCAUCUGACAACUACAUCCAUGAGACACCCCUGGUAAUGAGUCGCUGUAGCUCAGUCAGUUCCCUGGGCAGCUUUGAGUCUCCCUCCAUUGCCAGCUCCAUCCAGAGCGAUCCUUGCAGUGAGAUGAUUGAUGGAACAAUAAGCCCUAGUGAUCUUCCCGACAGCCCAGGGCAAACCAUGCCUCCUAGCCGAAGCAAAACUCCAUGUUGCGUUGAGUCAAAUGGACCAGAAACACAAGCUGCAGGAAUAGCAGGGCAGUGGGAAAACAGCCUGCGAAAGUUCAUGGAGAUCGCAGACUCCAAAGAGAGAUUUAACCUUCCUCCAGACCUGGACACCAUGAUCUACUUCACUGUGGAAAAGCCCACUGAGAACUUCUCUUGUGCUUCGAGCUUAAGCGCUCUGCCUCUUCACGAACACUACAUACAAAAAGACGUGGAGCUGAAAUUGACCCCACUACUCCAGCAGAACGACAAAUUCCCUGAUGAGGACGAGCAAGGACACGACCACGGCGAGAGAUACAGUGAGGGCAACUCGGACGACGACAUAGAAAUCUUGAAGGAAUGCAUCAACUCUGCAAUGCCCUCCAAGUUCAGGAAAGUAAGACCUUCCCUGAUGACUACCAUCCCUUCUCAUAUUCUCAACUCCCGAAAGCCGAUACAUCUUCCAGUGUACAUGAUGCUCCCAAAUGGCAAAACCCAAAUAUAUCCUGGGAGGAGAAUUGUCAUCCCACAAAAGGAUGUCAGAUACGAUGACUCAUCCUUUACCGACUCUGCAGAAGGCACACCAGUCAACUUCUCCAGCACAACAUCACUAAGUGACGAAACACUUCAGUAUUCAGUGAAGGACAGAGGAGCUAAAGACUGCACGGCUAAAGGUAUGAACAAACAGGAAUACCUGGACGACGAGGCGAAGAGAAUCGAAGAUCUGAAGAUAUUCUCACACUUCCAUAAACCCAACAGGAUGAACUACCCACCAGAGAUACAAAUGAACCGAACAACCAAACAUAUCGUCCCCACUCAGAGGGUGCUGAUGCAGAGCAAAGAGGUAGCCGACAGAGUGGCAAACCAAAGACAUCGUGAUCACUCUCCUAACCAACAAAAGAAGAGGCAAGGUCAGGGCCAAGCCCGGAAAUUUGAACUGCCUGUCAUCAAGCAAAACACAGAAGGUAACCUCAACGUGGGAUCACAAAAAGGAAAAACAAUCUUCCGACAACUGACACAAUCCUCAGAGGAGAGUAACAGCUUCUACGAGGACAAAAAUGAAGCAAUGAAACGAACGAGUAGGAAACAGAUGAGGGAGGCAAGUAGAAAUACUCUCUCCCGCAGCAUGACCAAUAUUGGCAGGAUCGAUAAUUCCCAAGCAACAACCAGAGGGUUCCACAGGAUAAAACAGAAUCUGAUAAAAGAUGAAUCGAUGUGUUAUUCACUCAGCUCUUCACUGAGCUCACUGAGUGAUGCCGAGUUUGAGGAUCAUCAAUCAAAAGCUCAGCAAAUAUGGUACAAAAACAGACACAACAAAACGCUGAAUAUGAUGAAACAAACAAAGGCUAUGAACAUUCACAGCCAAUACGAAGAUCCGAGCUCGCCAAGCUCUGUCAGCAUGGAUUCGGAGGAUGACCUCCUUCAGAAGUGCAUAACAUCGGCUAUGCCCAAGCAGAGAAGGAAGCUUGCUGCCAGGAAGAAGAAAGAAAACAGUCAAAAACAAAAGGCCUCUGAUGUGUGGAACAUGGAUGAGGAGAUGGACAGCGAUGACACAGCCUGGGAUAAAGAUUCAGACCUCAAUAGUGUUGAAUGGAGAGCCAUACAAGAAGGUGCUAAUUGUGUUGUCACUGGGCUGCAGGCAUCAAAGUCUCAAGAGCCAUCCUCUGAAGAGACCGAAUCAGUCCUGUCAUUCAUGUCGACGUCCAGCUUUACACCCAAAGAAAGGAAGUUUGCUAAAGACAAAAAGGCAAAUAAACCUCUGGACUUUGCACCACGCAAGCCGGUUCCAAACCUUCCGGUGGUUUUCAGAGGCAGGACAGUGACCUAUACACCAAAAAAAGAAACGGCUCCAUCACAAAGACCUCCUCCCAGAAAAGUACCAACCAAGACAGAUGCUCCAAAGAACCCGAACCUUGCUCAGCACAGAUCAAAGAGCCUCCACCGAUUAGGUCACCCCCAGGACAUGGAACUGUCUUUGCCAAAGAGAAGCUCAACCCCACCUCCAAGGAUACCAAAAAGUUCAUCCUCUGGAUCAUCGCAAAGCUCUACACCGUCCAAACAGUCACAGAAGAAGAUAACAUCCCCGACUAAACCCGCCCAGAAAAAGAAUGCCUCUCCAGCCAGAAGCCCGCCAGCGAGCAGUCCCCCUGAAAGAAAGGGACGCUCUCCUGUUGUGAAUCACAAUGAAAGAUCCCCACCACCUAAAACUCAAAAGUCACCUGUUCGAAUCCCUUUUAUGCAAACUUCAGUCAGGCCAAGACCUCUGUCACCUCUGGUAAUUAACCACCCAACCGCCAGGCAAGGCAAUCAGGUCAACGGGAAGAGGGUGCCCCCCGGCAACCGGUAUGAGCUGGUCAGGAUGACUUCUGUCCAUUCAAGUGGCGCCGAGUCUGAGCGCAAUGGAUUCCUGAGACAGCUGACUUUCAUUAAGGAAUCACAAACUGCAAUGAGACGUGACGGCUCUGCACGCAACAUGCCUGGAUCUCAGAAUGGAUCGCCCCGCCGGGCAGUUCCUGGAGCUUCAGCUGUCUUCCUUUGCUCGUCACGGUGUCAGGAACUAAAGGUUGCUGCACAAACCCAGAGGAGGGUGCAAGUAAAAGCUCCAAGCCAAGCGCAAGUGCAAGUCCAGAGGCCAGACCGUGGCCUUCAGAAGCAGACUACCGCUCUCUCUAGAGCCACCUCCAGUGAAAGGGACCUAUCUGCAAGACGCCCCGCCAGGAGAACGAGCUCCGAAAGCCCCUGCAGGGCGGCUCAGCGAAACGGGCCUGGCAGAGUGCCCGGAGUCCGGCAGCAGCAACAGCAAGACAAAGAUACCUUUAAACGUCACGCCUCAUCACCAAGCAUCAACAUACUGAGCCGAGUGACCAGCCGGUCUUCCCUCCGCUCGUCUUCGUCCGAUUCAAGCGGAAGAGCAAAGAGCGAGGACGACACGAAGAAGAAAGGGCAGAGAUCUGCAUCGCGGCUGAACGACAGAGUCACCUGGAGGAGGAUCAGGGACGAAGAUGUACCUCAGAUCUUGAAAAGCACUCUGCCGGCCAAUGCAUUACCUCUGGUGCCUUCUCCUGACGGGGAAAAGCCAAAGCCACCAGCUCUUCCAGGAAAACUGCCAACCAUUUUACUUGCAUCUCGCAAGACAAGUGACGCGACAGUCCAGACGGAGGAUUUCUCAAACAAGACCAACUCGAGCACCUCUCCGUCCGUGGAAACAACUCGGGCGAUCUCGGAGGAAGUUGCACGAUUCGCGCUGCUCAGAAAGAUCAGCGCCACCUCUGGGAGUAACCUCCAGGAUGCAGAUUCAGACGUGUCCAUGAGGAGCCACAGCAGCGUCUCCACGGGAACGUCAGACAGCCACGUGGGCGGAGCUGUCCAUUUCCGCCAAGGAUCCCCCAGCAAGGCCGCCAGAAUCACCCCAUUCAACUACACCCCGAGCCCCAUUUCCUGCUCCCUGCAAGAGGGCCAACCAGCCACAAUCAAUGAAAAGUCUGAGGAAAAAAGUGAGUCGUAGGACGUUUAGAGGUUUGCUGGACGACUCUAGUGUGUUCCUGAACGAAACUCAGCACUCAGGUGGACAGACAGGGAGUGUGCUGGUUCCUUUACCUCGGGUAUUGACCCUUUACUUUCCCCCAUUCACUGCAUUCAAGUUUUUCUCUCCGAACUAUUGAUCACAGCUUCCAUCUACCACUCAUACAAGGUUGGAUGUAUGCAUUGAGACCGGUCUGACACGAGCAGACCAUCAAUAACUUUUAGAGAUGCACUUCGGAGGUCAAAUCUCACACGAAACGGGGAGUGCAUCUUUUUGUACUUUUUUUUGUAUUUGUAGAAUAAUCAUUGCCUGGUAGAAAUGUAGUGAAACCAUGAAGCAAAAGACAAUGAACUUGAUUUCAGCACAUAAAUCACCAUCGGUCUCCUGGACAGAAUCGAUUAAAGAACAAUAUUAUGCAAACUUUUGGAGGAUUACUCAGCUUGACUUUUACCUGAGGAGGUGCAAACUGUGGCGACUGUUGACAGACUCUCUAAGGACGCGAACACACUGACAUGUAAAGUAUUUUUUACACACAGUACAUCAACGUACAUCAACGCUUAGGGCCUUUCCCUUUCCAUCAACUGGAUAUGAUACACUGUUAGCCUACUAUACAUAACACGUCCAGUAGGGUUGGGGCGACAUUUUUGAUAAAACAUUUCUUCAAAUUAAUCGUACAAUUUAUUCCAUAUUUCUUUAAUUUUGGACUGGGAGAAAUGUGUAUUUCAGGUUGGAUAUAUAGAUCGAUAAUGGAAUUAGGAUGUACAAAGUUACUUUAAAGCAUUUUGAAACACAAUUUAAACAAUUAAAUCAAUUUGAGGGAACUGAUUAAUCAAAAACUAUUAACCUGAUGGUUUGGAUUUGCCAAUAUUGAUUAAAUCUAUCAGCGUAAAUAUAAUUUUGAUGUCAUAAAACUGAUAGAUAUUGUAAUAAAGUACAUUUUCUGGGGGGAAAAAUAAAAUGCAUCUAAUUCAGCUUGUUAGAUACCUGACUAAUUAGGGUAUUUAAUCGUUUGAAUUCAAUAUUUCCAAUAGGUGAUUGGAUUAAUUGCAUGCAAUGACCUAAAACAAACUUAAAUAUUACAGGAUUGCAAUACUGGUAUUAACAAUAUGGCAAAUUUACAAUAUGUUUAAUUCCCCUUGGUAGAUAUCCUCAUAUUGCCAAACCCUUCUUGUAGGAAUAAAAUACAGAGAGCUCAAAUUAUUAAUUUGAAGAUAUGAUUCAUCAUUAAUUUUUCACCCCAACACCUACUGGACUCUGCACAGCUUAUUAUAGAACAUUAGGGAUGCACCAUAUGGAUUUUCUCUGCUGAUAACCGAUAAUAACCUGCCAUAUUUGACUGCGAUUGUUCUUCUUGCAAACCAACUUUCACGGUGCAGAGCGCCACCUGCUGCAUCUAUUUUAUUUUAUUUUUUUAUUUUUUUUAUUUGAUAGGGACAAUGCAGUUAACAUAGAUACAGGACAUGCAUCCAAUGUGCUGCAUACAGACAUAUAGCUUCAGCUCAUUUUCAACUCCUGUCCCUAGUUUGGCUUUUACAAUUACAUACAAAAUCACAGUACUAUAAAAAUCCAAUAUACAAUUACCCCAUCUACAAAACAGAAUAAAAUUACAAACAAUUACAAUAUACAUUUACCCUGAGAAAGAAAAAAAAAAAAAACCCUGCAUAAAUAUAGUUUAGAGUUUAAGAUCCUCAUAAAUCUAUACAACAAUAAGGAGAAGAGAAAGAAAUAAAAUAGAGAAAAGGAAAAAAUAAAUCGUACAUACCAAUCCAAGGCAACUACUCAAACAAAUAUAUUCAAUACAAUACUACGACUCCUACUACUGUAUUUAUCUGCUAUAAUUUAAUUUUCAGAAAUCAUAAAUAUUGAAAAAACCGUCCCUUAUCUGCAGAUAAUGAACAUAUGGUGCAUCCCUGUAGUAAAUCAUGUCAUUUUCCAAACUAGCGGCUAAUUCCUGGUUAGCUUUCUCUCUCCUGUACUCUUCGUCUCGAUCAGUGUUGUAAAUAACAUGCAGAUAUACAAAAUCUUCAAAGCUUCCUGGCGAGCAGAAGGAUCUCUGACAGCAUGCUAAUAUAUCCACACACACACACACACACACACACAGCUGCUGACAUUGUGGGGACGUUGUUAUUGGGAGGUUUAAUGAAAGCAUCGGGAGCUUCUGCAGAGAGCUGCAGCCACAUUAUCCCGUGUCUGCUGAUCCAGACAGUUUGCUGUUGAGUAUUUCCUGUCGAGAAACAGAAAGACUGUUGGGAAGUCUUUCUAACGUGUUAAUAUCUGCUUAACUGUGUUGCUGUAACAGUAGUGAUAGGUGGAGAAGAAGUCCAAUAUAAAGACGAUGAAUAUUCUCUGUAGUUGUACCAUCACUCCUCCAUGUGGAACAGCUGACUGAGGGGCUGUUUGUCCAAAAGAACUGGGUUUAUAUGUAUUUAUUGACCUCCCUCCUGUAUCUGCAAAGCAUGUUUUGAGAAUAAAUAAAGCCGAGAAGCUUUGAAUGCAAA